UGGGUGGUGAGGGGGUGGAGGGCUCUGAAUGAUGCUGCCGCUCAGGAUAAUGAGAAUCUAUUGUGUUGGUGACGUCACUGAUCCCAGGUGUGGCACAUUGAGAGGAGGGAACAGGUAGGCUAUCGUAGUCCUCGGCUUGCAGACAGACGGCAGUAUUUACAGACAGUUCUUAAAACACUGUACAGUGGCUGAGCAGACGUGGGAGGCAUCAGAGGUUUGUUUGGGCCGCGGAAGGAAGUUUCAUGCAGGAAAAAGCACUGAAAGGUCUAUAAUUAUCCACAAGUGGUCUAUUUUUUUUUAUCCCGGUCUCACGGGGACGGUCGGGGUUUGAAGAAGACUCAUCGGGUUGUCUGACUACGUGGAGGAAUGGUGUUAAAAACGCCAUUGUACAGUUUAACUCAGAAUCUGUCUUUGAACAUGCACUUUUCAGCUCAGCACAUUGAGCUGUUUGAGUCAGUUUAGCCGGAUCAAGUGUCUCUGCGUGGGACCGCCUGGAGUCAUCUGCACUCUUCCUGUUGAAGGUUUAGGACAGUAGCAGUGAUGGACGACUAUGACGUUGAGCAGCAGGAGCCGUUACCCGUGGACCGCGAUGGGAGAGAGUUUAGGAUUGAAGAGGACCAGGCUGAUGGUAACAGGAAGCUGGGAUGCUGUGAGAAGUUCCAGCAUACUGUGUCCAAGUGGAUGCUUCCAGAAGACUUGCGCAGCAAGUACCUGGAACGUGCCAACUGCUGCCCACCCCCCAUCUUCAUCAUCCUCAUCAGUAUUGGAGAGUUGGCAGUGUUUAUCUACUACGCUGUGUGGAAGCCUCAGAAACAGUGGGUGACCCUGGAUGAAGGCAUCUGGACCAGCCCUCUGACCUACAAGCCUGAGAGCAGGCAGGAAGCAUGGCGCUUCUUCUCCUACAUGUUUGUCCACGCCGGUGUGGAGCACAUAGUGGGCAACCUGGUGAUGCAGCUGCUGCUGGGGAUCCCGCUGGAACUGGUCCAUAAAGGGUUUGAAGUGGGAAUGGUUUACCUUGCCGGCGUCCUGGCUGGCUCUUUGGCCAGCUCCAUCUUUGAUCCUCUCAGUGCACUGGUGGGGGCCUCUGGGGGUGUUUACGCCCUAAUAGGAGGCUAUUUUAUGAAUGCAGUGGUGAAUUUCCGAGAAAUGAUUCCCCUCCUUGGAGUGUUUCGCAUCCUCGCCAUAGUGAUAUUUGUCGGCACGGAUUUUGGAUUUGCCUUCUACAGAAGAUUUGUCAAUCAUGAGGAUGGUUUGAAUGUGUCAUUUGUGGCUCAUUUUGGAGGAAUUGUGGCAGGGAUGACCAUUGGUUACAUCUUCUUCAGUGCUUACAACAAGAAGCUACUCAAGGACCCACGCUUCUGGCUGUGCAUAGUGGGCUACAUAGUCUUUGUGCUCUUUGCUGUGCUCUUCAAUAUCUUUCUCACACCAGCACCGUAGGGAGUAUAAAGCUGCAGCUCCAUCAGCUGUACAACAAAAUGCCACACUCAGGAAACUGUAUUUUACAGAUGUACUUUUGUGUUUUGUGUAGUGUACAGUUUUUUUUUUUCUUUCAAUUUUAUCUCUUUCUACAGUUGAAUUUAUGAGUUCAAGUGGAAGUGUUCCCCCUGCUGUUUAUGUGGAGCAUUGCAAAAUGCAUAUCUUUUGAUUUUAGACAAAGUUGAUAAUGAAAUGUGCCUUUUUAUAAAUAUUUCUCUUAUUCCAGAUAUGAUCUUUGCUGUUGCUUUGUCUAGUUUGUUUGAAAGAUUUUAGAAUUUUUUGUACUUUUCAUGAUAAAUAUAAUGAAUGAACACACUGGUCCUAGUUUUGAAAAUGCUGUAACUUUGGAAAACCAAGGAAUCCAAGGAACUUAUGGCCAGACUUUUGUGGUAUAACAUUAUGCUUCUUUGUACUGUUAAUUUUCCGUUGAAUCAUCAGGUCAGGUCUGUUAUGGACUUCCAGUAUUCCUGAACAUGUGCCUGAAACACAAUGAAAUCCCUCAAACAGUAGAUCUGACAAAGGUAUCACAUUUGUUCAGUCAUGUUGGUUGGGUGUUGUAUGGCAUCACUGACAAAAAGAAAGAGAACAAAGAAGUCUCAGGGGAAAAGGGCUGAAUGUCCAAAAUGUUGGUAUUGCCAUUUCUUUUUGUAACCACUAGAGCUGGUUUACCAUCAGGCCUCGGCUUAACGCCAUGUUAUUGUUUCAGUCACAUCCUGUUGACAGGAUGAGGCUAAUUACAUGUCGAGUUGUAAAACUAUUGAUUAAAUUCAAAGUCAUACUUAUUGUUAUUGUUUUUCUUUAAACCAGGAAACAUUAAAUCAGCUUUUAACAUAAACAUCCAGCUUUUGGAAAAAACAUCUAUUGUAAUUGUUAGUACAAUUAAACGAUGGUUGAUAUUACUUAACUACCUUUAACUCUAAAUGUAAGUUAUAGUUUUCUGCUCCAUAAGUCUAUAAUGAAAAUUUUAAUAUUACUGUUUUAUAUCUGGUGUAACAAGGAGUAUCAGCUACCAGUUGGGAUUCAGAAGCAGAUAUUAUUUUUGAAAAUGUAUUUAAUUUAUCUAAGAUUUACAGGGAAACUACAACCAAAGACCAAACAGACCUUCGAAAUGUGGUUGUACAUUUCCACAGCUCAAUGUUCAUCAUAUUUUUAAUGAAGCUAGAUGUUUUUAUAUGUAUUUAUUUGUGAAACUGAAUCUGACCUCCUGCUGAUACAGGACAAGUCUAUUGAUCAACAGAAUUAACAGUGAAGGUGCUGCAGGGACUCAUGACAUGUAUUUGAUUGUACCCUUGUGGAAGUGACUGCUUUUGCUCUUUUACAGUAUGUGGAAAGUUCCAUAGUUCAUUCAGUCCAUCAAUAGUCAAUUAUUACAAACUUGUUUGUCUCCAUCCUGAAACAGUGGGUAAUGCUAUAUUGCCUUAUGUAGAGUUGCAUUAGAUAAAUGUAAUGACAUUAGAUAAGAUGGCUAACAUUUCACUUUUUGUCUCCUAUAUUAAAUAUUUGCCUCUAAGCUGUCA
Molecule: messenger RNA, 2993 nt
Organism: Seriola aureovittata
Lineage: Eukaryota; Metazoa; Chordata; Actinopteri; Carangiformes; Carangidae
Gene: rhbdl2
Product: rhomboid, veinlet-like 2 (Drosophila)
Exons: 8
Coding region: 541-1437 (298 amino acids)
Cellular component (GO): membrane
Molecular function (GO): serine-type endopeptidase activity
Source: RefSeq, a predicted model, not a curated record